AAGUGGAAUUAAUGCUCUGUUUUUGGUCAAUCAUAUGUGUGCGAGGAAAGUGUCAUAAGUUUGUUAAUGCAAAUCACCGUAUAUAUUUAGCGUAGUGUAAAUGUGUCGAGUGUUUGGUUGCAACAUUUGUAUGAUUAUUAUUACUCUUUGUUUGUACGUUUCGAGAUAUAUUGAAAAAUUGAUCAAAUAUUCAUAACGUGUUAUUUUUUUUCUUCGUGAUAAAAGCAAACUUUAAAAUGGGGGUAAUAUUUUUGGAACACAUCGGUGGCACGCGUCUUUUUUCUUGCGCUUCGUGCGACACUAAUUUAACAAACCGAGGACAGCUGAUCAGUACUCGUUUCACUGGUGCAACUGGUCGAGCUUUUCUCUUUAACAAAGUUGUUAACCUCAAUUACAGGUUGUGCAGCGAGGUACAAGAUAGAGUGAUGUUAACUGGACGUCACAUGGUACGAGAUGUAAGCUGUAAAAACUGUGAUGCUAAACUUGGGUGGGUUUAUGAGUUUGCGACAGAUGAUAAUCAACGAUACAAGGAAGGCCGUGUUAUAUUGGAGCGUGCUCUAGUUACAGAGAGUGAUGGAAUGGGAGAAAAUUAAUAAACUUAAAAUAGUUUUAUAUAUAAUAUAUAUAUAUAUAUAAAUUUAAUCAUUUUUUAUAGUGCACAAUAGAGUUUAAGAAUCUAUAUUAUAGUUUGUUUUUUUAUAAUCAGUGUAAGGUAUAAAUUAUUUAGUAUAAAUCGAUCCAUUGCUGCAUAAAUGAUAAACAAACACCAAUAUUUCUCUAACUUGUGUCAAUUAUCGGUAUAAGUAUUAUUAAGCGCGUUUAUUUCAUUUUUCUUUAAUAAGUAAAUUAUUAUGCCAGGGGAAACAUCAACUUUCUCAUGAAAUCGAAAUACUAAUCUUGCCAAAUAUAAAUGUCAAUUGAAAGGUCUUUGAAGAAAAAAAGGAAAAAAAAAUUUUUUUAUUUAUAAAAAUAAUAUCGUAAUUAAAUAUAACAGUGCAAUGAAAUUUAUUAAAGACUCUUUCAAAUGUUCUUCAUGAUUUCAUGAUAAGCGUUGGAUUUCAAUUUUAUUGUUAGUAAUAUGCUUGUAUAUUUAUAUUGUGUAAAUAAAUAUUAACUAACUUUCUUUAGUAACAGAUUGUUCGAUCGAGACAAACUGAAAAUGACAUGAAGAUUAAUUAAAAGUGCUAAGAUGAAAAUUGUGUUAUUAUUAUAAGACGUAUGCAAUAAUAUGACAUAAUGAUACUGAAUAAAAAAAAAAACAAAACAGAAAAAUACUACCAAUAACAAAAUUUUUAACAAAAUAUAUUAAAAUAGUUGAAAUGUUAAAUAAAUUUUAUUAUGUUAAAUUUAAUUGUAAUUAAGAAAAAUACGGCGUCAGUAUGUACAAUAGGAAGUGCGUGUAUAAUAUUAACUGGCCAAAAUAAUAAAUAAUAUGAUUGGGAUUGAUCGUAAGAAAUAAAAGAAUUUUU
Messenger RNA from Polistes canadensis, 1469 nucleotides. RefSeq names its product protein yippee-like 5 (gene Yippee). The coding region runs from base 237 to 593 and encodes 118 amino acids. NCBI's taxonomy places the organism in Eukaryota, Metazoa, Arthropoda, Insecta, Hymenoptera, Vespidae. The transcript has 2 exons. The record is from RefSeq and is a predicted model, not a curated record.